Molecule: messenger RNA, 1438 nt
Organism: Vitis riparia (riverbank grape)
Lineage: Eukaryota; Viridiplantae; Streptophyta; Magnoliopsida; Vitales; Vitaceae
Product: nudix hydrolase 2-like
Exons: 9
Coding region: 227-1252 (341 amino acids)
Molecular function (GO): NADH pyrophosphatase activity; ADP-ribose diphosphatase activity; NAD binding
Source: RefSeq, a predicted model, not a curated record
GAUGAAGUCCAUGAAAGUUGCAAAUACUCGUCCUCCCAUAUAUAUAAAUAAUUGGUUUGUUCCCCGACGGGUAAGAUUCAAUUUCCUCUUCCUUUUCCUCUUAGUUUUAGGGAAGCCCGGAUCUGAAGGUUUUGAAACCCUGGACUACACGCUAAGGCAAGUAUGUAUAACGAUAUGAGGAUGAUGUUAAGGGCAUGAAUCAUAAGAUUGGUUGGUUGGAAAGCACAUGCACCGUUUUGCAAGCAGAAGCCUCUACGCUUACCUCUCUGCAACUAAAAGCUGUAUACCUUCUUCUACUAUUUCACACCCAUCAGCUCAUAAGACAAAUACCACUCUCUCCCCCUCCAAAGGUGUCAAGCCUAGAGCUGUGAUUCCAUCCUUAACCAGAAUCAUGGUGGGUUCAACUAGUUCAGUGUUGGUUGAUGAAAAUAGUGUCCAGCAAAUUCAGUUACUCACUUCUACCGAUGAUGCCUAUGGAGGAGUUCGUGUAGAAAUAAAGAAUCCUAUGGAUUCUAAUGUCUUUGGUGAUUUGCUUAGAGCUUCAAUAUCACAAUGGAGGCAAAAGGGGAAGAAGGGUGUGUGGAUUAAACUGCCUAUUGAACAUGCAAAUCUUAUUGAAGCUGCAGUUAAGGAAGGCUUUCGGUACCAUCAUGCUGAACCAGACUACUUGAUGCUUGUAUAUUGGAUUCCCAAAACUGCUCAUACUCUGCCUGCAAACGCUUCACAUCGAGUGGGCAUUGGUGCCUUUGUCAUCAAUAGUAAAAGAGAGGUUCUCGUUGUUCAGGAAAAUAGUGGCGGAUUCAAGGAUACAGGUGUGUGGAAGUUUCCUACUGGGGUUGUCAAUGAGGGUGAGGAUAUCUGUACAGCUGCUAUUAGAGAAGUCGAGGAAGAGACUGGGAUUAAGACAGAAUUUGUGGAAAUUUUAGCAUUCAGGCAAAGCCAUAGGUCAUUCUUUACCAAGUCGGAUUUGUUUUUUGUUUGCAUGCUGCAACCACUAUCCUCUGAGAUUCAGAAGCAAUAUGAAGAAAUUGAGGCAGCCCAGUGGAUGCCAGUUGAGGAAUAUGCAGCUCAACCUUUUGUGAAGAAAAAUCCACAAUUCGAUAGCGUUGCCAACAUAUGCUUAGCGAAGAUAGAUGUGAAGUACACUGGGUUGUCUCCAUUUUCUGCCACUUCAAGCUCUGGUAAACACAACAUCUUGUACUUCAACAAUCAGGAUCUAAAGCAGCCCCUGUCUUCUGGUAAUCAGGCCUAGAAAGCAUACUUGCUUGCCUUGUAUGCUCAAUAGACCUGUUGUAGAGUGACCAAAUAAGAUAGCAUACUUGCUAGCCUAGUAUGCUCAAUAAAUUUGCUGUAGUGUGAGGUUUUUUAGUAGAACCAAGUUACUUAUAUAUGUAUGUUUUGCUUGAUAUUAAUAAAAGAAGGGUGGAUAAAGAAUACA